UUGCAAUUGCAUUUUGAGGGCAUGGACAUGGCGGCUCAACACCCAACAGCGGCGCUCCUCUCGUGUGAAGUGGUGAUGGAGAUCCUCUCUUGGGUUCCUGCAAAGCCUCUCACGCGCCUCAAGCUUGUCUGCAAGUCAUGGAACUCCAUCAUCUCCCACCCUCACUUCGUCAAACUUCACCUUCGCCGAUCUCCCAAAAAUGCCAUCCUCCUCUCUACGCGAACACCAGCGCUCACCCUCGGCGAAGAAGGAAAACAGAGCAUAGUGUUGAGUAGCGUUGAGUCUUUCAUCCAAAAUCCAUCAUCCGCUCUUGAUGCUCAAGAGAAUCGCCACUCUCUACACGUACAAGACUGGGUUUCGGGUUCAUGCAACGGGUUGGUUUGUGUGGCCCGUAUUCUUUACCACCCCGACAACGAUAUUUGCGAUAUCUGGUUUCGUUUAUUGAACCCUCUCACAGGGUUUAUUUCAGAGAACUCGCCGUGCUUACAUGUCAAUGUGCAUAAUGCUUUUGGGUUUGGGUAUGAUGAGUCAAGUGACAGUUACAAGGUAGUGACUCUCAUUCCGGAUUCUUCUGGAACAGUCACUGCGCAAGUUUAUAGCUUCGGUGGCAGUUCUUGGAAGACGAUCAACAGUUUCCCUGCUUUUCCGAUUUUAGCUGAAGAUUAUAGUGACCACUUCAUCGGUGGCACUCUUAAUUGGCUAGGUCUCCGUAACCCACAUGGAGGUGAUUAUGAUUGGGCUGCUGUUACACUUGAUAUGUUAAUGAUUGUUUCUUUUGACCUGAAAUCGGAUACAAACAAACAGAUUCUGCUUCCAAAGGGUAUCGAUGAGAUCCCCGCUCAAGAGCCAAUUCUGGGAGUUUGGGGAAAUAGGCUGUAUCUUCUUCAUGAUUACAAGAACACUCAUUUUAUUGCAUGGCAAAUGAAGGAGUUUGGAGAUGAAAAUUCUUGGACUCAAUUGCUAAAGAUUAGUUUUCACCAUCUCGGUGUUGAAACGCUAUUACCAGAGUUUAUAUUUGAGAAUGGAAAUAUCUUCAUGUUGAUAGGCAGGGGUAGUUUUGAGGAAGUUUUUUAUGACCGAAGAGAUAAUAGUGUUAAACGCCUUAAUUUCUUUUCCAACAAUCGUUACCUCAUUGCAUUUGAUUAUGUUGAGAGCUUGGUUCUGCCUUGUUAAAAUUCGGUUCCUAUUCAAAGUUUUGCUUCUGCAGCUUUUUGUUCUGUCAGCAAAGUUCAGGUCAUUGUGAUUAUUUUGGGUGUUUCAUUACUUCGAUUACUUCUUGUUGUUGGAUCCAAAUUUGUAGACGGAUCACUUUUAUUUUGGCUGCAAACUUUAUAUAUACAGGUGCAUAAAAUUCUAACAUCCUUAUCAUGACUACUUGUUGCAUAAGUUUAUUAAUUUUUGCUAAUUGUUAGAUGAAGUUUACAGACAAAUGAAGUUGCGUUGAUUUUUUCAUUAGUAAGAAUCUAGAACAUGAUUUUCUGGAGUGAAGAAUGAUUUUCGCGACCAUCCCAUUGUAAAAGGUCUGGAAAAUGUGACACCAAUGAUUACAAAGAUAGACCAGAAGAGUGCAAUAGAGCUUGAAUCAUAUGGCUUGGGUACAAGAAUGGUACGUAAUUCCUACUAGUAGUAGUUAUAGUGAUUAGAUCUUAGCAUGUUGCAACCGUAAUGUUGAGAACUUUAGAUGAUACAACAUGUGUAGCAUGUUAUUGCAAGCAUAUGAAUGUAAGCAGUGAAGAUUGAGAACCAAAAUUUUAUAGAACUAGAGGCUGUUAUUAGGUGAUAUAUAUGUGUGGUAAUUCCUUUGCCAAUGUUAUUAGUUCCUUUGAAAUAUUUACUUUUUUUUCAUGAUUUCAAUGGGUGCUAUCAUAUCUUAUGGUCAACUAGACAUUUUAUGACAAUAGCUUGUUAUAUUGAAGACCAAGAGCAAUAUUUUUAAUCUUAGUAAUGAUGUUCUGUAUCACGAGAUAUCCAGUGUCAUGUAUGCAAAAGA
Molecule: messenger RNA, 1990 nt
Organism: Arachis stenosperma
Lineage: Eukaryota; Viridiplantae; Streptophyta; Magnoliopsida; Fabales; Fabaceae
Product: F-box/kelch-repeat protein At3g23880-like
Exons: 2
Coding region: 22-1173 (383 amino acids)
Molecular function (GO): protein binding
Source: RefSeq, a predicted model, not a curated record